AUGAAAACGAAACCAUUCACUAGAAAUAGUGGUAGUGUGGCGUUCAGGUGUUGCAAUAGAAGUUGUAAUGACUUUUCCAAGUAUGUUUCAAUACGCACCAAGUCACUACUAUCAGACUUCACUGUACCUCUUAGAGACUUUUUAUUAGUGGCUUGUAAAUGGUUAAAUAACCAUACUCAUGUACAAAUAGGUACUGAGGUGAAUAUUAAAAAUAAGUCAAUAAUUAAAAUUAUUGAUUUACUUCGUAAUCAAUGUUUUAAAUAUAAGACAAAAAAUCCAAUUCGUCUUGGUGGUGAUGGUAUGAUUGUUCAAAUAGACGAAAGUUUAUUUAGACAUAUACAAAAAUAUCAUCGAGGUAGAUAA
Messenger RNA from Hepatospora eriocheir, 363 nucleotides. Lineage: Eukaryota; Fungi; Microsporidia; Hepatosporidae. The record is from the annotation of a GenBank genome assembly.